UUAUCAGCAUGUAUUUAGUAGUUCUCUUCUUAAAAUUUCCGUUUAGUGUCUUUUAGAUGCAUUGUUACAUAUCUAUAAAUGUUUGUAUAUGAAUAAGUACUGCUUUAUAUAAGUUAUGGCUGCUGCAGUUGCAUCGGACUCAAAUUUUUUGAAAAUGGCAAAGUAUACAUUCUAUAACAUUAAUCGGAAGAAUAGAACUUACCCAGCCAAUAAUAAUAUGUAUAGCUCGGAAUGCAAAUCACAAUUAUUGGAUGACCACGAAAAUAUUACGUUAAUAGUUAAUCGAAGAACCACAGUCCGACAAGCCCCAAAGAGGUGGGCAAUACUACGAUGUAAAUGGCAAAAGAAACUUGCAAUAACGUUGACUCUUUUAAGUGUUUGUGUUCUAAUUAUCUUCGCUUAUACAGAUCUGCUCUUCCGAAAUAAAUUAUUUUCGGUAUUCCUGUCAGGCAGAUUUAACAACAGCCCCAACGACGAUAAGCUUCAAACAAGGCAUUCAGUUACUGAGCAAACGGUACAAUCAUCAAGUAAUAAUAUCUUAAAGCCAGUACAUUAUCUAUUAAACUACUCUUCUGUGCAAGUAAACCUAAGCACACAUUUAAAAUCGUAUAAAUCGGACUACAAUAUCUUUGUCAUAUAUACCAAAGAGAAUUAUCGGUUGAAUAUGAAGUUCGAUCUAUUUGCACAUAGCUUAUUUAAGCAUACAAAUGCGCAACUGCAUUUACACAUCAUAACGGAUAAGGAUAGUGAAAUAUCGGCAUUGGACAUACUGCAGCGACAAAUAAAAAGAUUUCGAAGAAUUCUGGUUUACACUAUGUAUGACGUUCAAUUGUGUUCUAAGAGUAUACAAGACAUAGCAACUAAGCUUUCACCGUAUUUUAGUUCAGCUCCUAACUCAUAUUAUAGUGACUCGCUUUUUUUUUUGUCUCUUGGCUUACACCGCAUUGCUGAUGUUAGCCUUAAUCGUGCCGUUUUACUAGAUUGUGAUAUAGUAUUUCGUUCAGAUGUUCGUUUACUGUUUGAAGAAUUUGACCGGUUUUUACCAGAUCAACUCUUUGGGCUAGCUCCAGAGUUAACUCCAGUAUAUCGGCAUAUAUUGUACCGUUAUCGCGUUCGAUUUCCAAAAUCAAAUUUUGGAAAUCCUUAUUAUCCAAUGCAAUUAAUAAAAAACAACGAAAAUAUACUGGUACCUAAACGUGUUCAUGAGCGUCACGGUUACCCGGGCUUAAAUUCUGGUGUGGUACUUAUGUUAUUUCAUCGAAUAAGAGAUUCAAAGGCAUACAUAGAUGCCCUUACUGAACACGAAGUCCAUAGACUGGUUGCAAAGUAUUCAUUCAAAGGUCACCUCGGAGACCAAGACUUCUUUACACUUCUUGGGUAUGAGUACCCGAAUUUGAUAUAUAGAUUAGACUGUAUAUGGAACAGACAACUCUGCACCUGGUGGAAGGACCAUGGCUAUAGUGAUAUAUUUGAUGCAUACUUUCGCUGUGAAGGCGUUAUUAAAAUGUACCAUGGCAAUUGUAACACACGCAUUCCUGAGUAAUAAAAAAACAUGUUCCCUACAAAA
Drosophila busckii is the source of this 1567-nucleotide messenger RNA. RefSeq names its product xyloside xylosyltransferase 1. NCBI's taxonomy places the organism in Eukaryota, Metazoa, Arthropoda, Insecta, Diptera, Drosophilidae. Bases 116 to 1543 code for a protein of 475 amino acids. The transcript has 2 exons. The record is from RefSeq and is a predicted model, not a curated record. Gene Ontology annotation, molecular function: UDP-xylosyltransferase activity.